Messenger RNA from Pteropus alecto (black flying fox), 5706 nucleotides. RefSeq names its product period circadian regulator 2 (gene PER2). NCBI's taxonomy places the organism in Eukaryota, Metazoa, Chordata, Mammalia, Chiroptera, Pteropodidae. Gene Ontology annotation, cellular component: cytoplasm; nucleus. The record is from RefSeq and is a predicted model, not a curated record. Gene Ontology annotation, biological process: entrainment of circadian clock by photoperiod; circadian regulation of gene expression; negative regulation of transcription by RNA polymerase II. Gene Ontology annotation, molecular function: transcription corepressor binding; transcription cis-regulatory region binding. The transcript has 22 exons.
AUGAAAGAGUUUGCGGGGUUCGCCCCCAGCCCCAGGAGCCCCACCCAGGAGCCCGUGGAGCCCACGCCUGGCCCGGCCGUGCUCCAGGAGGACGUGGACAUGAGCAGUGGCUCCAGCGGAAACGAAGCCAGCGAACACGGCUCCACGGGGCGGGACUUGCAGGGCGGCGACUGUGGCGGCAGCGGCAGGGAGCUGGGGCUGCAGGUGGAGCCGCCCGGCGCCCGCCAGAGUCCUGACGCCUUCAGCCUGAUGAUGGUGAAGGCCGACCACAACCCCUCGACGAGCGGCUGCAGCAGUGACCAGUCCGCCAAGGCGGACUCGCACCAGGAGCUGAUCAAAACGCUCAAGGAGCUGAAGGUCCACCUCCCCGCGGACAGGAAGGCCAAGGGAAAGGCCAGCACAUUGGCCACCCUGAAGUAUGCCCUGAGGAGCGUGAAGCAAGUGAGAGCCAGCGAGGAGUACUACCAGCUGCUGGUGUCCAGCGAGAGCCUCGGCUGCGGCGCCGACGUGCCGUGCUACACCGUGGGCGAGAUCGAGCGCGCCACCGCCGAGUUCGUCGUGAAGAACGCGGACAUGUUUGCUGCGGCCGUGUCCCUGGUCACCGGGAAAAUCCUGUACAUCUCCGACCAGGUGGCCCCCCUCUUCCACUGUAAGAGGGACGCCUUUCGUGACGCCAAAUUCGUGGAGUUCUUGGCGCCCCACGACGUGGGCGUGUUCCACAGCGCAACCACGCCGUGCCGGCUACCGCCGUGGAGCGUCUGCAGGGGGGCAGAUUCUUUCACUCAAGAAUGCAUAGAGGAGAAAUCUUUCUUCUGCCGUGUCAGUGUCGGGAAGAACCGUGACAGUGACAUGCGCUACCAGCCGUUCCGCAUGACACCCUACCUGGUCAGGGUGCCGGAGCCGCAGGGCGCCGAGAGCCAGCUGUGCUGCGUGCUGCUGGCAGAGAGGGUGCACUCCGGCUAUGAAGCCCCUAGAAUUCCUCCCGAAAAGAGAAUUUUCACGACCACACAUACACCAAACUGCCUGUUCCAGGACGUGGACGAAAGGGCGGUCCCCCUCCUGGGCUACCUGCCUCAGGACCUGAUCGAGACGUCCGUGCUCCUGCAGCUUCACCCCAGCGACAGGCCCCUGAUGCUCGCCAUCCACAGAAAGAUCGUGCAGUCCGGCGGCCAGCCUUUCGACUACUCGCCCCUGCGGUUCCGCGCCCGGAACGGGGAGUACGUCACGCUGGACACCAGCUGGUCCAGCUUCGUCAACCCCUGGAGCAGGAAGAUCUCCUUCAUCAUCGGGCGACACAGAGUCAGGGUGGGCCCUUUGAAUGAGGACGUGUUCUCCACUCAGCCGUGCCUGGAGGAGAAGGCCCUGCACCCCGGCGUCCAAGAGCUCACGGAGCAGAUCCACCGGCUGCUGCUGCAGCCCGUCCCCCACAGUGGCUCCAGCGGCUACGGGAGCCUGGGGAGCAACGGGUCCCACGAACACCUCAUGAGCCAGACCUCCUCCAGUGACAGCAACGGCCACGAGGACGCCCGCCGCAGGAGAGCCGAAAUUCCUAAAAAUGCUAACAAGGUCAAAAACAAAAAUCAUUAUUCGGAUGAAUCUGGAGAACAGAAGAAAAAAUCUUCUACAGAAAUGCAAAGUGGUUCCCCUGCUCAAGUGACAGCCGUCCAGGCCAUGGAGGACAGCUCAGGUGCCAGCCCACCGAAGGCCACCUUUCCCGAGGAGCUGGCUUGCAAGAACCAGCCGGCCGGCUCCUACCAGCAGAUCAGCUGCCUAGACGGCGUCAUCAGGUAUCUGGAGAGCUGCAGUGAGGCCACCACCCUGAAGAGGAAGUGUGAGUUCCCCACAAAUGUCCCCACACAGAAGGCCAGCGACAAGCGGAAGGCCACAGGCAGCCCCGGGCCACCUCCCACAGAGGCAGCUGCACCCUCUGGAAUAAACAGGCACGCGGACGUCAGUGCACGCUUGCCGUCACUGACGCUGCCGGGCAAGGCGGAGAGCGUGGUGUCCCUCACCAGCCAGUGCAGCUACAGCAGCACCAUCGUGCACGUGGGUGACAAGAAGCCGCAGCCCGAGCUAGAGACCGUGGGAGACCCUGCCAGUGGGCCCGAGUCCCUGGACUGCGGCCUCGGCCAGGACCAGGAGCCCUUCCGGAGGCUGGGCCUCACCAAGGAGGUGCUGGCCGCCCACACCCAGGGAGGAGCAGUUUUUUUUUAGUUCAAGGAAACCAGGAAGCUCAGCGUUCUCCAGAGUCGCUGCCACUACUACCUCCAAGAGCGGUCCAAGGGGCAGGCGGCCGAGAGAACUGCUCCUGGACUAAGAAAUACCACGGGAUUAGAUUCAUCUUGGAAGAAAACCGGGAAGAACAGGAAAUUGAAGUCUAAACGGGCCAAGCCUCGAGACUCCUCUGGGAGCACCGGGUCUGGGGGGCCCGUGCCCCACCGGCCCCCGCUGGUGGGCCUGAACGCCACAGCCUGGUCAGCGUCGGACACCUCCCAGUCCAGUUGCCCCGCAGUGCCCUUCCCCGGCCCCGUGCCAGCGUACCCACUGCCGGGGUUCCCAGCCCCGGGCAUCGUGCCAGCUCCAGGGGCCGUGGGGGCGGCACCCAUGGCUCCCCACGCCGGCUUCGCAGUGCCCACUGUGCCCAUGGACGCCCAGCACGAGUUCACAGUGCAGCCCGCGCCGUUCGCUGCCCCCUUGGCUCCAGUCAUGGCGUUGGUGUUACCCAGCUACCCCUUCGCCCCAGUGACCCCCAGCCUGCCCCAAGCCUUCUUCCCCGGCCAGCCGAACUUCGCGUCCCAGACCCCCGCCUCGCAGCCCCAGCUCCCUGGCCGGACUUCACCCCCCAAGCAGCCCUGCGCUUGUCCUCGGGCAGAGCGUGUGCCACCAGUGUCACGUGUGGCCACCCCGGCCACCCCCCUGUCGGCCACCGGGCCCACGGGCCGGGCGUCCCCGCCCCUGUUCCAGUCCCGCGGCAGCUCACCCCUGCAGCUCAACCUGCUUCAGCUGGAAGAGGCCCCCGAGGGCUGCACCCCGGCUGCGGGGGCCGCAGGGGCGACAGGCGCCUCUUGGGACUGGCAGCCGACGGCACCGCCAACCCGUGAUGAGCCCUCAGAUGCCCAGAACAGUGAUGCCCUCUCCACGUCCAGUGACCUGUUUGACCUCCUGCUGCGCGAGGACCUCUGCUCGGCCGCGGGGUCGGCCCUGUCCAGAAGCGGGGCCUCCGCCACCUCUGACUCCCUGGGCUCCAGCUCUCUGGGCUGUGACGUGUCCAGAAGUGGGACAGGCAGUAGCGACACAGGUCACACCAGCAAGUAUUUCGGAAGCAUUGACUCCUCAGAGAACAAUCACAAAGCAAAAGUGAAGACAGACAUGGACGAAAGUGAGCACUUCAUCAAGUACGUCCUGCAAGACCCCAUCUGGCUGCUGAUGGCCGACACGGACGACAGCGUCAUGAUGACCUACCAGAUGCCUUCCCGAAAUUUGGACGCGGUUCUGAAGGAGGACAGAGAGAAGCUGAGGCUGCUGCAGAAGCUGCAGCCCAGGUUCACGGAGGGCCAGAAGCAGGAGCUGCAGGAGGUGCACCCGUGGGUGCGCUCGGGCGGCCUCCCCGCAGCCGUGGACGUGGCGGAAUGUGUUUACUGUGAAAGCAAGGGAAAAGGUGACAUUUGUGUGCCAUAUGAAGAGGACAGCCCUGCUCUGGGACUUGGUGAAGUGGCAGGCACCAAAGAAGAGGAAAAUGGACCCCCCUCGAGUCAUAAGAAUGGAGAGCAGACGUAACCCCCAUCCCGUCCCAUGGGAAGACAGGACAGCGUCACGUUGGUUUCUAAUGAAAUGGCGGGUAUACUUAUGUUGGUUCUUUCUUGUUUUAGAAAAAAAAACCCGCAUAGUUUUCCGAAGGGCGACUUAAAACUGUAGAGGGUGUGAAGGGUUUGGGAAGAAAUACAUUUUUAUAUUUUAAAAUAUUGAUGUGAACUUUGGAAUAUAGGGAAGAGAGCUUUCUUGUAAUGUAACCUGAGAAAGGCUGAACCCCCUUUGUGUCGGGGGGCUGCCUGAAUGCUGGCAGAAGUCCUAGGUCCAUACUGAGCCUCUGUCCAGCGCACCAGUGUGCACUGGCCCCCUGUGGGGUGUCCCAAGGCAUCACAGGCUGUGAGCACAUGCGGCUCAGCUGAGGGCACUGGCCUUCUGGAGCUUUCCCAGGGUGUCUGGACAGGAGGAAUUCUGUCCUCUCUUGGGGCUGCUGCUCACCCGUAUUAUCAUCUAGUCAGACUCAGUGUUGUAAAAACAUGCCAAUUAGGGAUCACAGCCUAUCCUAAUUUUCUUUCAAAAUAUGGCCAUUAAGUGGCGUGAAGUGUGGUUCAGCACACCUGCAGCCUCGGCUCCAGCUGCCUGUGGCAGGCGCUUCUGCCUGACGCACCUUCGUCUGGGGUGACAAAGCCGAAUGCUUGCUCUGCACUAAAGAAGCCUCGUGGUCAUGUGACCAGCGCUGUCAGCCUAGCACGCCCAGCCCUCCGCGUGUGUCCGCGUCGCUCGUGGGCCUCUCCAGGCUGUGACCACACGUGGACAAAACUGUCGUCGGUCCUCUCCUUGUGUGACUUCCGUCUGCAGCCCAGGCUUUGGUCCUCUCACCUGGGCCGCGUCCGUGUUGGCCCUCCGGCUGACGCCGCCCGGCCACGAGCCCGGCCCUGGCCCAGAGCAGCGGCGGCGCCUGUGAUUCCCCCUCGACCCCUGACCCCGGGCCGAGACAGUGGCCCUCUGUCUCCAUGGGCCCGACCUCACUUGGGGCGGCUUCUGGUCUCGUCCCCUAGUGUCACUGGCACUUCAGUGUCCUUGGAACACUGGGGAGAGCGAGGCCAAUCUGCCCGGCUUUUUGCUAAACCUCAUGCUGCAUCACACGCCCCAAAGACUGUUUGGGAAAAUGUCCCUGGUCCCUGGACUGAGUGAGAAGGUCCCACUGCUGAAGCGAUGACUUAAUGUUGGACCAAGCGUGGGAACUAAAAGGGAGCAGGUUUUCCCUCGUCCUGUGACAGAGAAGUGGCUGCUAGAACGGGUGACGGUGAUGUCUCCUUGUGUUCCAGUUGGUUUUCAUAGGAAAACCAUCUUAUUGCCUGAAUAUCGAUCCUAUUUUUAUAAACUCAAACACGAAACGCCGUUUAAAUGGUUUUUUUCAUUUACAAAGUAACGUCACUUUCAAGCAGCGCACAUGUGGCAGUUAGAUGCUGCCGACUGCUUCCGGCCUCUGAAGUCCCGUCGGUAAGGGAUUAAACAAUAGAGAAGGCUACGUUUUUGUCACCUGAACAAACUGCCACAACGUCCUCUACUGUUAUGAAUGUUUGCCGCCAGCAUUAUUUCAUUAUUUAUGCUCGUCAAGGGCGCAGCUUCCACGUGCUGAGGAGCUGCGGGCGGCAGCAUUUGGUGAAGUUGUUUACACCGUGCCGCGUCGAGUCUUCUGUGUUUUUGGUAGUGUGCUUACACGGGUAUUAUGAAAACUCUCGAUUUUAAACUGAGCCUUCUUUUUAAUGUUCCUAAGAAGAAAUGUAAAUAAGCUCUGGGUCGGCACCGACCCGUUAAGCCUUGCCGGACAAGUGGUUUGUUCACGCACAAACCAAGCUUUCUCCACCCAGUGCAAUGCGUUUGUUCGACUGCUUGUGUCUUUUUAUGACUUUUUUGCCUUUUAGAAAAUUGGUAAAUAAAGUAAGUAUAUUUUUA